GUUCCGUGCAACCUUGGGGGAAGCGCGGAUCCACCCGUCUAAAGACUGCUCCUUUCAGUUGCUCGGUGGGAGUAUGAUGGGCUGCAGUGGUUCCAGUCAGCGGGGAAGCAGAACCACACGUCCUCCUGUCUGUUGGAAUGCAGUGCAGGUUACCAAACAAGAAAUCGCACUUGGGUCUGGAGCAGAUCUCUGCACUGGCUUCAUCAGGCAGGACAUUCCUUGGAUCUAAAAGGUGCUACAAGUUCAUUGUGGAUGACACCACUGGAGAAACAGCUGUGAUUUGUUCUGCAUUCAGACUUCUGGAAAAUCUACAACUGGAUUGUCCAGUUGGACAGUUGUUGAAUGAAGCUGUACAGGCACAACAUAAGCAGUACAAAUCUGGAACAACCACCCUCCUUUUCCUUGCUGGAUCUUGGAGUAAAGCUGUUCUAAAUUGUAUAAAGCAAGACAUUCCCAUUCCUGUCAUAGUAUCUGUGAUGUAUGAAGCACUAGAACAUUGCUUUGAGGUACUAAAGUCAUAUCAGAUAUCUGUUGAUAGCAUUUUAAAAACUUCAUGCUGUCAACAGAAACCACAAGCAAGUAAAUCAUGUUCCUUGAGUAGCUCUUGUUUACGUUUGGAUGAAAUAUAUUCAGUAGUAAAGGGACCAACUCAGUCAACAAUUUCAAUUCAAGGCAGUUCCAGAAAAAACAAUGAAAGUGCCUCGUCUGUAGGGUGCUCUUCAAGUCAUAUAAUUGUCCUUGCCUCUUCAGACCAAGGCAGAGAAAGCUCAAUGCACAAACAAUCAAAAUCAAAAGUAAAGAUGAGCCGGCACUUCACAACUCCUGAAAGUAAGAUACAAGAAGAAACUUUGCUGAAUUCAACAAGUAGUUUUCACAAGGAUUCCUUUGCAUCUACAACUGACUAUGCCAGUUUUACAGCACUGGCUUUAUCCUUGAGCCAUGGCAAUGAGCAGAUGAUGCAAUUGGCAGUAGAAGCCUAUAAAAUUCAGACUCAACAUCUUGGAGCAGAAAAUGCUUCUUGCAGAACUUUUCCUGAAUUGGAUGUUGGGAAGUUAGUUACGUAUUUCUUUCCUGGACUGCCUGAGUACUAUUCCUGUGUUAGUCCAGGUUUCAUUGCAUUCGUCUCAGGAGAACAAUCCAUGGUUGUCAAGUGUCUGGCAGAUUUGCCUCUGCAUACUAUACUCAUUAAUGGAGAUUUGACUGAUAAGUACCAUCAUCCAGGUUUCAAUAGUAUUUCAAAUAUUACUGUGGUUAGGCAGACAGUUAAGGAUGUUUCUAAAAGUUUAGAAGAAGAAUGGUUAGAUACAGCAAUAGGUAUACUUACUAAAUUUCACAUUAAUUUAGUUCUGGUAAAGGGAAUAACAUCUCCACGUUUAAUGGAUAAGUGUAUGCAAGAAAAUAUUUUGAUAAUUCAGGAAGUGAAAGACUCUGUGAUUCAGAGCUUUGCAGCGGCUAUGGGAUCUAUCACUGUGAGUUAUAUUACACAAGUAAAUGAAAAUUGUGUGGGAACAGGGGCACAUUUAUGUUUCUGGAAAACUAAAAAUACACCAAACUUGGAAGAUAGAAUUGCUGUGCAGAUAAAUACAUUUAAAACUUCUGUACUUGCAAUAGUACUUUGUAGCCCUUUAAGUUGCAAGCUGCAGACAAUGGAAGAUCAAUUCUGGACUUGUGCAUGUCGUUUAAACCAUGCCCUUCGUGAGAGGCGAAUCUUUCCUGGUGCAGGAGCCACUGAACUUUUAUGCCUCCAGCAUCUAAAACAGCUAAUAUUGGAAGCAGAGGUUUUAAAACCAGGCAUUAAUCCACAUUGUUCUUCAUGGUUUGCAGACACAACAAUAUUAUACAGAUCACAAGUCUUACAGUCCUUGGCUGAUGGCUUAGCUGAGUAUCUUGUUGCUGCCUUGUUUAAUACAGGCAUGUAUGUAACACCACUGGAUGCUUUGUCAGAAGUGCAGAAGUGCCUUCACAAUUGUGUUGGGUUAUUUCCUAUCAUUUCAGAGGUAUCAGGGAAGUGUGUGAAUUUUGGUAUACCAAGCACGUCUGAUUCUACUGGCCUAAAUGAAGACUGCUUUGAAUACAAGGUCCAUGAUAAUGUCAUUAUCAAACUGGAAGCCUGGCGAAGGGCUUUGAAUUUAGUGUUACUGGUACUGCAGGCAGAUGCCGAAAUCAUCACAGGCAGCCAAGCUAAAACUUCAGCAGCUGAUAGAAAUUUUGAUUUCCUUAACUCGUUUAUAUCAGUUUGAACAGAAUGCUUUGUGAAUAUGCAAUUUGGCUUGGACCUUGAUUAAUGGGGGAAAAAAGUGUACCCACAGGUUAACUGCUUAUCCCUGCCGAGUGCAAUUGCUAUUUACAUUUUGCAGGAAGUUCUGUGUCAAACUGCCAUCAUUUACCCACUUAAGUGCGAGGAAGACUUUGCAAAGCUAUCCAAAUCCAGUAGUCCUGAACUUGUUGACAAGUUCCACCCAGUGAAUCUCCAAAAUAAUGGAGUAAUGUUUUCAAUGAUUAAAUAUUUUAGGUGGUUUUAUUUUAAUUUUGUAAUUGAUUAUUUCAUUUUUUAAAUGCUAUUGAAUGUCAUAGACAUCCAGUAGCCUUGAAAACACUUUAGACCUUUGACACAUGGCAUGGGUAGUGUGGGAAUGUGGCUUUACUGUCUGUUGAAUGUUUUCUCAACAAAUUCAUUGGCAAGUUCAGAGUCAUAGAUUCAUAAGAGUCAUGCAGCAUGGAAACAGGUCCUCUGCCCUCUGAGUCCACACUGACCAUUCAUAACCAAUUUGCAUAAAUCCUCUUUUUUAUUCUCCUACCAUUCUCAUCAACUCCAUCUAGGUUCUACCACACCAAUACACUAAGAGCAAUUUAUAGUAGCCAAUUAACCUACAAACCGACUCUUCUUUGGGAAGCGGGAGGAAACCAGAACAUCUGGAGGAAAUCCAUACGGUCAAGGGAGAACAUGCAAACUCCACACUGACAGCACCAGAGGUCAGGAUUGAACCCAAGUCACUGGAGCUGUGAAGCUAUGCCAGUGUGCAGUCCUUGUUCUGGCUUAACUAAGUCUCUCAGGAUCCUGGCAACACAUAGGGCAUUGCCGAUUGGAUACACAAGACUUUUGUCCAGGCAGGUCAUCUUUCUUGAUGUACUUAAGGUAAGUGUGGGUCAAUUGGGUAUUUGACCAGUGAGUGCAGAUGUUGGCCUCACUUGGCAGAUUGAAAGUCUAGAUUUUUAUCACUGUCCUAAAUGGGGUUUUGGAACUUUUGAACCCAAUGUAUCCGACUUGGUUAUUUGGUAACCAUAACCUUUGCAUUUGAUUAUACUGUACACUGACUAUUAGAUAUAAUUAAAAUAUUUAUAGUUAGCAUUCAUUUUAUAAAAUACACUAUGCAGUGUUGUAUUCAGUGACACUGGCACAAGACUGAUGUUCCUUUGAAAAGGAAACAAGUGACUGUAUCAUUGAGUGAUGUUCUCCACUGGAACUUUAAAUGUGUGAAGUUGAAUGAUUUUAUAUUGAUGUCAUUGUUUAAAUUAAAAAGAGCUCG
This is a messenger RNA of Pristis pectinata (smalltooth sawfish), 3527 nucleotides long. It is a transcript of the gene bbs12, whose product is annotated as Bardet-Biedl syndrome 12. Gene Ontology annotation, biological process: chaperone-mediated protein complex assembly; photoreceptor cell maintenance. The coding region runs from base 138 to 2240 and encodes 700 amino acids. The record is from RefSeq and is a predicted model, not a curated record. Lineage: Eukaryota; Metazoa; Chordata; Chondrichthyes; Rhinopristiformes; Pristidae. The transcript has 2 exons. Gene Ontology annotation, molecular function: ATP binding.